Lates calcarifer (barramundi perch) is the source of this 1804-nucleotide messenger RNA. RefSeq names its product ubiquitin. NCBI's taxonomy places the organism in Eukaryota, Metazoa, Chordata, Actinopteri, Centropomidae. Gene Ontology annotation, biological process: protein ubiquitination; translation; modification-dependent protein catabolic process. Bases 454 to 786 code for a protein of 110 amino acids. Gene Ontology annotation, molecular function: protein tag activity; ubiquitin protein ligase binding; structural constituent of ribosome. Gene Ontology annotation, cellular component: cytoplasm; ribosome; nucleus. The transcript is spliced from 6 exons. The record is from RefSeq and is a predicted model, not a curated record.
GUGGCGCAAUCGGUUAGCGCGUUCGGCUGUUAACCGAAAGGUUGGUGGUUCGAGCCCACCCAGGGACGAUACUCAUUUAUAUUUUUUUUCUUUUACAGUGUUAAAUUAUUAUGGACGUGGCAAUCUUUACUCGUAUUGUCUAAACAUAUCAGAUCGUUACCGGUAACAACAACGUGUCUGCACCUGCGAUUUACACACUCCCUCCGCUGUACCAGCGGGGCAGUGAAUGCAAGACUGGAUGAGCUUGUUUCCUUUCUAAAGCACGGAACAGGGCUAAUCGGAUUCCUCUUUUGCCAAACUGCUGAUGUAUGUAAACAAUGCAGAUUUUUGUGAAAACACUGACGGGAAAAACCAUUACCCUUGAGGUGGAGCCCAGUGACACUAUAGAGAAUGUCAAAGCCAAAAUCCAAGACAAAGAGGUGAUAGCAGAGAGAGGCGGGGGAGACAGAGGGGAUGAUAUCCAGCAAAGGUCCCGGGCUGGAUUCGAACCUGAGCCGCUGCGGUAUCCCCCCUGAUCAGCAGCGUCUCAUCUUUGCCGGAAAACAGCUCGAGGAUGAACGCACCUUGUCGGACUAUAACAUCCAGAAGGAGUCCACCCUCCACCUUGUCCUGCGUCUGAGAGGGGGCAUCAUUGAGCCAUCCCUGAGGCAGCUGGCUCAUAAAUACAACUGUGAGAAGAUGGUCUGCCGCAAGCGCUACGCUCGUUUGCAUCCACGUGCCGUCAACUGCCGCAAGAAGAAGUGUAGACACACCAGUAACCUCAGACCUAAGAAGAAGCUGAAGUAGACACCUGGAAUCAGUGAUCACUGUUGUCAAUAAAAGCAUUUUGACAAGCAGCACUGAUAAUGAUUCAUUUCUUAUUUACAGUUAUCUGCACAUUGACACAUUUUCAGCAUGUUCAUCUGUAGCUGCUUCAGCUAAUGUCAAGUCUGACUGUAAAUACAUGUGAUGACACAUAAAAACUAAUGCGAUCAUAAUGGUUCAGUGUGCCUCGCUACAUUGUAGGAAACCUAGAAAACCAUCAGGGUGGUUAGAGCUGGUGUUUAUUCUGUGAAGCGUUCACUUUGUAAUAAUGGCUUUUUAGUGUAUUAAAUCAUAUUGAGUACAACAGUAUGUUGUAGGCCUUAUUGAUCCAGCUGUGUAUUGACAACUUGCGUGGAUUUAGAUUGAUUAAUCAAUGCUUCGUCACAUUUCAUGUCCAUCAAAUGUGGUAUGUGGGCACUCAGCUGCAUCUGUGUUGUUGUAGAGCAGUUAAAGGAUUCUGUUGGAUCCUGUUUGUAAAGGUGUAAAAUGUGAAAUCCCAGGAGGUGUUACUCACAAUAGAUAUUGCCAGAUUGCAACUGAUGAGGGGAGUUUACACAGACAAAACAAAAAAACAUACACCAGAGGUUGACACUAUGUUCUACAAGGUCAACUCUGUACUGCUAUUCUUCUUAUAGCUGUUUAACUCCUACCAGUCACGAUCCCACCUAUCAAACUGUAUGUUGCAAAAAAAUUAAUUAAGCAGAUGGUCCACAUACACAAAGAAAAUACAUUCAAAUAACCGAGUGACUGUAUUCUUUGCUUUUAUUUCCAAACUGUCAUCACAACAGCUCCAAGUUUCAGACACAGAGCUGGCAUGACUGUCCACACUCAUCCUUAAAACAGAGCAGUAAGGCUUGAAAAAAUGAAUACAAACACUGCAUGAUAGACCAUGUUAAACAAUACAGUCUGUGUAAUAAAAAGACUCUGAACUAGACGUUCUGUUUUUCUUUUUUUCAUACAGUACAGCCACACUCUCAAGGCCUAGGGCAUACAGUACUGU